Messenger RNA from Benincasa hispida (wax gourd), 843 nucleotides. It is a transcript of the gene AHP4, whose product is annotated as HPT phosphotransmitter 4. The record is from RefSeq and is a predicted model, not a curated record. Gene Ontology annotation, cellular component: cytoplasm; nucleus. Gene Ontology annotation, biological process: phosphorylation; cytokinin-activated signaling pathway; phosphorelay signal transduction system. NCBI's taxonomy places the organism in Eukaryota, Viridiplantae, Streptophyta, Magnoliopsida, Cucurbitales, Cucurbitaceae. Gene Ontology annotation, molecular function: protein histidine kinase binding; histidine phosphotransfer kinase activity.
CAGUCUGGUCCACACAUCACAUACUUGCAUUGUCAUGAUCUUCUGUUCCCUUAUCACACGGCUAUCCCAUCUUCCUUUUCCUUCAUUAUAUAAACUCCCUUCCAACCCUUUCUUAGGGGUAUACCUCAACCGGCUCGAACUCUUUGUUUCCUUUUCUUUGUUUCAACCUCAUAAAGCUUGAUUUUUCUGUCAUUUCACUUCCUGAAAUGGAGAAAACACAGUUGCGUAGGCAGCUUGCUAACAUUAGGCAGUCCCUCUUUGAUCAGGGGUAUCUUGAUGAACAGUUUGUGCAGUUGGAGGAACUGCAGGAUGAUGCUAACCCAAACUUUGUCGAAGAAAUUGUUACAUUGUACUACAGAGACUCAUCCAGAUUGAUCCUCAGCAUAGAGCAAGCACUGCAGAAGAGCCCUUUGGACUUCAAUAAGUUGGAUGCCCUUAUGCACCAGUUUAAAGGAAGUAGCUCAAGUAUUGGAGCCAAAAAGGUGAAAGCUGAGUGCACACAGUUGAGGGAAUAUUGCAAGGCAGGAAGUGGAGAAGGAUGCUUGAGGACAUUCCAACAACUGAAGAAAGAAUAUACAACUCUGAGAAAGAAGCUUGAAGCCUAUUUUCAGCUCGCAAGACAAGCUGGGCCCAUUGAAUCUGCCUGUCGGCCCAAGUAAGUAAUCAUACGUGGAUGACAAAUGGACUACAAAGCUGAUGUGGCAAGAUGUGAUUGGAAAUUUAUGUGUUUCCUAAAUUAUGUAAGCUCCAAUUAUGGAUUGGAGCAGCCUGUGGGGCUAAUAGGUUGCUUUUGUUUUGUUUUGGUUCAUGAAUGCAAUUUUAAUUGAAGUUUUGGUUCCUUUA